AUGAUGGCAGCCCAAUUACCGGAUCCUAUCAGAAACCCGGAAGUAAAAUACACACAGUUAUUCAUUAAUAAUGAGUACGUGGACAGUGUUAGCGGCAAGACUUUCGCCACAAUCAACCCCAGUACAGGGGAAAAGAUCAUCGAGGUCCAGGAAGGGGACAAGGCUGACAUAGACAAGGCUGUGGAAGCUGCCAAGGCCGCGUUUAAGGAUGACUCGCCAUGGAGACUGAUGAACGCCAGCACCAGAGGGACCCUACUGAACAAACUGGCCGAUCUGAUCGAGAGGGACAGACUGUACAUAUCGAGUUUGGAGAUAAUGGACAAUGGGAAACCUUUCAGAGAUAUGUAUGAAAAUGAUAUGAGCAUGAUCCUUAACACCAUCCGGUACUACGCCGGUUGGACGGACAAGAUCUGUGGCAAAACCAUCCCAGUUGAUGGUCCCUUCUUCUGUUACACCAGACAUGAACCAGUGGGAAUUUGCGGUCAGAUUAUUCCGUGGAAUUUCCCAUUGGCAAUGAUGUCCUGGAAGAUAGCGCCUGCCUUAGCCUGUGGAAACUGCAUCGUCUUGAAGCCCGCCGAACAAACCCCACUAACAGCCCUGUAUAUGGGGUCUCUAUUCAAAGAGGCUGGCUUCCCUGCCGGAGUAGUGAAUAUAGUGCCCGGAUAUGGUCCAACCGCCGGUGCUGCCAUCUCUAGCCAUCCUGAUAUCAACAAAGUCGCUUUUACAGGUUCAACUGAGGUUGGACAAAUUAUAAUGGAAGCUGCUGCCAAAUCUAACCUUAAGCGUGUCACUCUGGAAUUGGGAGGGAAAAGUCCAAACGUCGUCUUCGCUGAUGCUAAUUUGGACGUCGCGGCUGAGAUGUCACAUCAAGCAUUGUUCUACAAUAUGGGUCAGUGUUGCACGGCGGGGUCAAGGACGUAUGUCCAAGAGGAAGUCUACGAGGAAUUCACUGCGAAACUUAUCAAUAGAGCCAAAAAUAGGAGUGUAGGAGACCCGUUUGAUACCAAGAAUGAAUCUGGACCACAAAUUGACGAAGAACAAUUUAAGAAGAUUCUAUCGAUGAUCGAGAAAGGAGUGAAGGAUGGUGCCAAGCUGGAGUGUGGCGGGAAGGCCGUAGAGGGUAAAGGUUACUUCAUCCAGCCGACCGUGUUUACCGGUGUCACAGAGGACAUGACUAUCGGCAAGGAGGAGAUUUUUGGACCAGUUCAGCAAAUUAUCAAAUUUAAGACAAUGGAAGAGGUUAUCGAAAGAGCAAACAACACACCUUAUGGACUGGCUGCUGCUAUUUAUACCAACGACCUUGGAAAAGCAGUGACCUUUUCUAACAAGGUCAAAGCCGGAACAGUAUGGGUAAACGCAUACCAUAUUGUCACCCCGCAAAGUCCGUUUGGAGGAUUCAAGAUGUCCGGAAUCGGCCGAGAACUAGGAGAGUAUGGUUUGGCACAAUAUUCUGAAAUCAAAACGGUAUUAAUGAACCCGUUGACGAAGUGAUUUAGCAGACUGACAUUGUUAUUCCAAGGAAAGGAUUUAACAGUUUAUAACAAACUUUUUAUUACACCGUGACUUCCAUGUAAUACAUUACAAUAUUGCAAAAACA
This is a messenger RNA of Pecten maximus, 1597 nucleotides long. RefSeq names its product retinal dehydrogenase 2-like. Lineage: Eukaryota; Metazoa; Mollusca; Bivalvia; Pectinida; Pectinidae. The coding region runs from base 1 to 1491 and encodes 496 amino acids. Gene Ontology annotation, molecular function: aldehyde dehydrogenase (NAD+) activity. The transcript has 14 exons. The record is from RefSeq and is a predicted model, not a curated record.